This is a messenger RNA of Thalassophryne amazonica, 2673 nucleotides long. It is a transcript of the gene rasef, whose product is annotated as RAS and EF-hand domain containing. Bases 123 to 2270 code for a protein of 715 amino acids. The transcript is spliced from 17 exons. Lineage: Eukaryota; Metazoa; Chordata; Actinopteri; Batrachoidiformes; Batrachoididae. The record is from RefSeq and is a predicted model, not a curated record. Gene Ontology annotation, molecular function: GTPase activity; GTP binding; calcium ion binding.
CGAUCGAUCGCCUGCUUCUCUUGGAGAAAAUUCCCUGUGGUUUCUGUGGUGUUUAGUUGUCACUUCAAGUUAAUUUAAUUUUUGUUUUUUUUAGCCCUGGCACAUCCCUCCACAUCAGGGGCAUGAGCGCAGAGGAGCAGGACAAGCUGCGCACUCUGUUCCGCGCCUACGACGUGGACAACUCGGGGCGGAUCGAGAGAAACGAGUUUUUGACCCUGUGCUCGGAGCUGCAGAUGUGCACGGCGCAAGCCGACAAGAUAUUUAACCGUCUGGACGUCGGUAAGGACGGCGGUGUCUCCCUGCCGGAGUUCAUUGGCGGCUUCCAGGACCGUUACGGAGAGGACAUGGCGCGUGACGCCGGGGAGUCCUCCGCCGCGUGGGAGGACUUCGAGAGGAGACUGGGGGAGCAGGCCAAGUUCAUCCCCAGGAAUGAGCACCUGGACACGUUGUACCAGAACAUCAGCCUUACUGAGCCCAGACUGGUGCCUCACUUUGAGAAAGUCAUCAUAAACUUCACCAAGGAGAUCAAACAGCAGAACUCAGAGAAGGAAAACCUGGCACUUGCUGUCAAACGAGCACAGGAUCAAGCGACAAUGCAGCUCAGUGAGAUGGAAGAGGAGAUGGACCAACGUAUUCAUGCUGCUGAGAGCAAAGCACAAGAACAGGAGAAGAGGCGAGCCGAGGCCACACUCCGUGACCUGCAGCAGCAUUAUGAAGCUGAAGUGUUUGAGCUGCAGUGUAAGAUCCAGAAGAUGCAGAUGAUAGAAGAAAAGUACAAGAAUAUUACCACUAAUGAUGAGAGUACAGCUUUGAAGAAGAAAAUCAAUGAACUAACGCUGGAGAACCAGCGAUUAAAACAGGAGGUGCUAAAGUCUCAGACCAGAGUGGCCUGUCUGCAGAGCGAGAUGGACACGCUAAAGACAAAACUAACCGACCAAAGUAUCAACUCUGAAAGAGAUGAUGAGCUCAUAAAACACUUCUCUGAGGAGCGAGACAUUCUGGAAAGCCAGAUUGAGAUUUUACAGACAGCAAACAGGAAGCUCCAUGACAGCAACGAUGGACUGAGAUCCGCUCUGGAGAGGACGAACAGGUCUGGUGGUCACAGCGGGUCACCAGGAGAUGUAAAGGACAGAGACAAAAGUAAAAGCUUUUGUUAUACGUCACCACAAGCAUUCUUAGAAAGGUUCUACCAGCGUAUGGACGAGUACCCGCUGUACCCAAAGCGGCCCAGUUGUGACACUCUGGCCCUGGCCAUGUGUGACCCUGGUCUGAGGCGCAGACACAGCAGCGAGUGUGAGGACGACAGCCUGCCUGAGAUCUACAUGGACAGUGGCAUGUCCACCCUCAGGGGGUCUCACAGAGGCUACGACUCUGACCAGGAUGUCAAAGGUCAAGAUGAAGAUGACAUGGAAGAGAAAGAGAUGACAAAAGCGGAAGAUGACAACAACAUGAUGGGAGAAAACUCUGACACUGAGACAUUAGAGACCCUGGAUGGUGAGUCUGCAUUUGGGUCAGACACCAGCUCAGUCUUGGAUUGGAAGCCCUCAGAACCCCUGAGCAUUACGGAACUCCCAAGUGUGAUCGAACCUCCAAACCCCAGGACACGAAAAGCUCUCAGUGCCAUCAGUGCUCAGAAGAAGGACGGGGACAGCACUGACCUUUCCUAUAUGACAUCAGAGAAGGCUUACAGGAUUGUGUUGGCUGGAGAUGCUGCUGUGGGAAAGUCCAGUUUCCUGCUUCGCCUCUGCAAGAAUGAAUUCAAAUUAAACUCCAGCACCACUCUGGGUGUGGACUUCCAGAUGAAGAUGCUUGUUGUGGAUGGAGAGCCCACUUUAUUACAGCUGUGGGACACUGCUGGACAGGAGAGAUUUCGCAGCAUUGCAAAGUCUUAUUUUCGUCGAGCAGACGGCGUGUUGCUGUUGUACGAUGUCACCUGUGAGAAGAGCUUCCUUAAUGUCAGGGAGUGGGUGGACAUGAUUGAGGAUGUGUCUCAGGAUGAUAUUCCCAUCAUGCUCAUAGGAAAUAAAUGUGACCUCAGACAGGGUGGAGUCAGCUGUGUUCCUACCAGCUAUGGAGAAAAACUAGCUAUGACUUAUAACACUCUGUUCUGUGAAACGAGCGCCAAAGAUGGAAACAACAUCCUGGAGGCUGUUUUACAUCUGGCCAGGCAGGUUACAAGGAAGGCCCAUUUGGAAGACAGCAGCCGCUAUAAGUCGGUGACCAACUUAGAAACUCCCAAGAGUAAACCCAAAGCCGCCUGCUGCACUUGAUCAAACUGAUGUAUGCUUGACCUCCACAUGUGACUCUUUAUGAACUCAGCACAAGUGGAGCAGGCAGAUCAAAUACAAACGUCUGACAUCGCACGUGCAUGAUUUCUGCAGAACAAAUGUUAACCCUCAUCACUCACUUUAACAUCAUAUGGAUACACGUGGGAGAACUCGAGGAACUCUACAACUGCACAGCGUCCAGAACUGUGUUUUCAAGCUUUUCUAUUUCUCGUUGACCAUUUUUACCGGUGAAAAGCUUCACAGUUUUGCAGAUGUUGUUAUGAGAUGCGGUCAUGUUCCAUAUUGGAGAAAUUUUAUAUUUUUGAAGUCAUUGUGAAGAGACAGUUACAUACAUACAGUAGUGUUCAGAAUAAUAGUAGUGCUAUGUGACUAAAAAGAUUAAUCC